Molecule: messenger RNA, 1578 nt
Organism: Cheilinus undulatus (humphead wrasse)
Lineage: Eukaryota; Metazoa; Chordata; Actinopteri; Labriformes; Labridae
Gene: fmoda
Product: fibromodulin a
Exons: 6
Coding region: 55-1095 (346 amino acids)
Molecular function (GO): protein binding
Source: RefSeq, a predicted model, not a curated record
AGGAGAGCCAGUCUCUCUGAUCAGGUAACAGUGAAGAUCAUUGUGACUGUGACCAUGCAUGUGAUUAUUAUUUUCUUCUUGUCUGGCCUGCUCCCGCUCUCUCUCGCCCAUAGACAGGACCCCUUCGCCUGGCUUUAUGGCCGGCGAAGUGAAGGAGUUUAUAUGGCCUCUCUGCAGGCAGGCUCUGCAUGUCCAGAUGAGUGUGACUGCCCACCCACCUUCCCAAUUGCCAUGUACUGUGAUGGGAGGGGCCUCACAGCUAUGCCGACCAUCCCUUCUCAAGUGAAAUACUUAUACCUCCAGAACAAUGCCAUUACAGCAAUCCCCGACUCUGCUUUCAAGAAUGCAACCAAUCUGGUAUGGCUCAUGAUGCACCACAACCAGCUGACAUCUGACGCCAUUGGCAAGAAGGCCUUCCUGAAGCUGGAAGGAUUACAGCGUUUGUAUCUACAGCACAACAAUUUAACAAGCAUUCCCUCCAACCUCCCCCGCUCCCUGACAGACCUGAGAAUCAACCACAACAAGAUUGAAAAGGUUGCAGCUGUAGAUGUGGAGGGAAUGGAUAACCUCACUAUCCUCUAUCUCAAUGACAACGCUGUCACAGAUAUGGGCGCAUCACUUAAGGCGCUGAAAUCUCUCACACUGCUGGACAUCAGUGGAAACAAGUUGACAAAGGUCCCUGAGGGUCUCCCCGAGCAUCUGCACCAGCUCUACCUGGAGUCUAACUCCAUUGAUUCUCUACCUGAGGGCUUCUUGAGCAAUUUCAUUCAGCUGGAGUACAUCAGAAUGGCACACAACCAGCUCACGGACAAGGGAAUCCCUCCUAACACCUUUAACGUGACGGGGCUGGUGGAGCUGGACCUGAGCUUCAAUAAACUGGAGAGAAUCCCGCCAGUGAGCACAACACUACAGCAUCUUUACCUGCAGGCCAACCAGAUCAAAGAGUUCACUUUGGGCAGUUUCUGCAGCAUUGUGGAUGUGACAAACUUUUCCAAACUUCAGACGCUGCGACUGGAUGGUAACGAGAUCAGCCAACAGGACAUCCCCCCAGAGUCAGCCCUCUGCCUGCGUCAGGCAGCCAACAUCCAGGUGUAAUUGCAUCUCCAAGUCUGGACUGAAAAAAUGUCUGGUUUCAUUUGAUUUAUAAAAGGCAAUUAAGUUUGUUGUGACAACAAAAUAAUCUAUAAACCUAGAGAUAUGAGCCACAUAUGUUUCUGUUUUACCUAUUGAAAAUGACCCUGACCCUGACUGUCCUUAUAUGGUACUGUGAGGAUUGUUACUGUUCACAGCUGUAUCCUCCAUCCUGUCUUUGUUAAAGCAUGUCUUACUAUUUUUACUCACAAGUUGAUGAUAGAAAUAUCAUGUAUGAUAUAUUUUAAAUAUAUCACUAGCUGUCAUAGAAGCAUGACAAUAUCUUCAUUACUUGACAACCUUGUCUCAUAGUCAUAUCCUGUUGCAAUAUGAUUGAUAUUUUUAUCUUUAUGACAAUAAUGCUGUGACUGUUUUACCUUUCCGACUCCUCCCAGUGACACUUGUUUUCCUAUGAGACUAAAUAUAUAUGUAUGUCUAUUUACUGAG